GCAUUUAUGCUCAAACUGUAAUACUGACUGCUGUAAUACUGAAACCUUUCUGACUUAAUGUGAAACAAAAAAAGGAACUAGGUGUUUGCCCUUAACAUACAAUUCUUUUCACAACACAGCACAAGAUGCUUCAGCUAAUGUUUGGGAAAAACUACAUGGUGAAGAACUCCAAAAUGAGCAAGAGAAGCAUGAACGACAGUGAAGAUGUGGAAUAUUUGUGUGAAGAGAUAGUUCACAUUGAAACCAUCAGUGCAGCCCUCUUCAUUUUGGUCUUCAUCUUCAGUGUUGCAGGCAACACUCUCCUGUUAUGUGUCCUUGCUGUUUACGAGAACCUGAAAAAUGUCACAAAUCUGUUUGUCCUGAACCUGGCCUGCUCUGAUUUGGUCUUCGCCAUCACACUUCCAUUCUGGGCCUACUUCUACCUGCACAAGGACUGGGUCUUUGGGGACUUUUGCUGCAAAUUUAUGACUGCAGCAUACUUUGUUGGCUUGUACAGCAGCGUCAUUCUCUUGACUGCCAUGACUGUGGAUCGUUUCAUAACAGUGGUACUGCAUAACUACUGGCCAAGCAACUGUGUAAGGAGGCAGAGGUGUGCAGUGGGUGCCUGUGUAGCUGCCUGGGUCAUCAGCACUGCUGCAUCACUGAUCGAUGCUAUUAAAGUAGAGACGAGAACCUACUGGAAUAAUUUAACGGAAUGUUCGCCUUCCUCUGAUGGUUUGGAUGUCAAUGUGGGACAUUAUGUCCAAGUGUCACUGCUUUUCUUCCUCCCAUUUGUCAUCAUUGUUUUCUGCUAUUCUGCCAUCCUCAAGACAGUUUUGCAGCCUUCAAACAGAAAAAGGCACAGGACUGUAGUGGUGGUGUUAUGUGUUGUUGCAACCUUCUUUAUCUGCUGGGGACCUUACAAUAUUCUGCUCAUCGUCGAGACUAUAUUUAAACCCAGCGCUUGUAAUGAUAAGGAACGCUUGAACAUUGCCUUUCAUAUUUGUCAGAUACUAGCUUUUUCUCACUGCUGUAUGAACCCUGUGUUGUAUAUGCUCUCACAAAAGUGGCAAAAACAUCUGUUGCAUCUUUUACCCUGUGACAAAGUGUGUAGGAAGAACAGGGAGAGAGGCAUUGGCCUCAGCACUUCUGUUAUUCAGAAUACAAUUUCUGUGGCACAGAAGUCUACUGUUGUGUUGGAACUGCACUCCAAAUAGACAUUCACUUUUAAAAUGAAACAUCGGUUCAGUCUCCAAGUAUUUUGUGACAUAGUUUGUGUGUUUUUAUUUAUGUACAUAUUUGUAAUAUGUGGAAAUACUUUGCUGCACUUUCUCAGACUAUAUGAAUGUACAUUGCUGUGGUGUUACUAUAAGUUUAAAUAAAUAAUUUAGUUGGAGUCC
This is a messenger RNA of Toxotes jaculatrix (banded archerfish), 1379 nucleotides long. RefSeq names its product chemokine XC receptor 1-like. Gene Ontology annotation, biological process: chemotaxis; immune response; G protein-coupled receptor signaling pathway. Gene Ontology annotation, cellular component: membrane. Bases 126 to 1196 code for a protein of 356 amino acids. Gene Ontology annotation, molecular function: chemokine receptor activity. The transcript is spliced from 2 exons. The record is from RefSeq and is a predicted model, not a curated record. Lineage: Eukaryota; Metazoa; Chordata; Actinopteri; Toxotidae.